AUGCCUUCUUCCAACCAGAUCCUCUCCGUCCUCGCGGCCAUCGCUGUCGCCACAACCAACGCCGCUAUGGGCCCUGCUUUCAGCACUGGCCCCGUUGGGUCUGGCUCUUGGAUCCGUGAGGCCACUUCAACUCUUGUCCUUCCCGAUGUUCCCCAGGGCUCUACCGGUGUUGCCUCUCUUUGGGUUGGAAUGGGCACCGACAAGGGUGACUUGAUCCAGUCUAUUGCAGACAACUGGCAGUCUGACGAGUGGAGCAUCUUUGCUUACACUCUCACCAAGACUGGAGAUAACUCUCAGCUGCCUGUCCAAGAUGAGCACCAGGCUCCUGCCAAGACGGGUGAUCGUGUCACCAUGCACUACAAGUAUGAUGACUCCACUCAGGAGUACGUUCAAUACGUCUCCAUCAACGGAAAGCAGGUCUCUACCCUCUCAACCUCCAAGGGCCACGAAGCCAUGGGAUUCGGCAGCUCUGUUGAGUGCGGCGCCUCAGACUGCGGAACUAUUGGUGCUCACCAGUGGGUUGACACUAAGAUCAUCCUUAAUACUGCCGACCCCAACUACAUUCAGACCUUCGGAAAGGGCGAGGGCGUUACUGGUGGAGAGAUGACCACUAGUGAUGGUGGCCAGACCUGGGUUAUCAGCGAUCCGCUCCGACAGCUGUACCCGGACCCAAAAGCGGGUGACAACGAUGCCCCUCGUCAGAGCAUAGACAUUAUUGCCGACCAUGGCCUUGAUCCUCCCGCGAAAGGUGAGGCGAAACACGCUUUCGACACGUGGAGAACUCCAUCAGGCCAGAAGGGACGUUCAUGGCUGCAGCAAGAUCUUCCAGACCAUAUUCCUGAUUCUCGAAUCUUUUUGUAUCAGUACAACACGACUGCGGCAUAUGGUCGAAGCCUCGAUGGCUUUCGCAGCAAGGCGGAUAACCUGCUUGAAGCUAUGAGUAUUGAGAGAAGAGAAUGCCCUGGGAGACCAAUCUUGCUACUUGGUCAUAAUACUGGGGGUCUGUUGAUUAAGCAAGCCCUGAUUAAUGCCCAUAGAAACCCAGGCUACAAUGCCAUCAAAGACGAUACCACAGGCAUAGUCUUUUUCGGAACACCGCAUGAACUCAUUACUCAGAAACUUGGUGAGAUGGUCACGGCCAUCGCAAGAGAAAUAGGGCAUAAGACCGAAGGUGACCUACUCAGGUCGUUGCAGGCCGGAAGCACCUUUUCUGAGCUCGAAUCAUGGAAGCAUCAGGUGCUCCAGUAUAACACUGUCUCAUUUUGGGGGUCGUCCGAUACCAUAGUAUCUCGCAAUAACACGCCAGCCACAGAGAACUCUGCAGGUUUGGCAACUCCGAUAGGGUUGAAGAUCGUGGUUGAGAAUCUCAAGCGCCUCUACGAGUUAGCGAUUGAGAAGCCCGAGUCGCAAUAUGAUGCGUACUCAGAUACGUCCGGUGUUGAGACUCCCCCCACUUCAGAAGAUUAUGGCCAGGACGAACAUCAUGACGUAUUGGAGGAGAUCCAACGUGUCGCAUUGAGCACAACCUGUGAGAUUGAUCAGCCGAUUAUGACACCGAGUCAAGAGAGUCGACUCCAAGAUGACGAACCAAUUGUUCAAGACUCUCUCAAGACGACUUGCUACCACUCUACAAUCAAAGGCGCGCCAGCUUUUACAGGAACGGCCUUACAAGACCGCCACAUCGCGGGAAACCAGGCAAUACCGUUAGAGGCUCAAGACAAGCUAUAUUCAAGAAUGUCCUUCAAUUUCCUCAUUCUACAAGAGCCUGUGCUACAAGGUAUCCGGUAUCUCAAUUACCAAAAGCCCACCAAUGUGCAAGAAGCAGUGAUUUCUGCCCUUAUGCUGCUUCCUCGCCGCAAUGUAAUCGCUAGUUACCCUCCUGAAACCGGCAGAACUACAGCUCUAGCAAUCGCUCUCCUAUCACGCAUAUUCCUUUUUCCAACCACUGAGCCCCAGGUAUUGGUAAUAGUGCCGACCCCGUUACUGGUACACCAGAUGGAGAAGUCAAUCAAAGAGAUGCGUAGAUUCUGCGAGGAACUUGUUAUAGAGACUAUCACUCCAAGCAGACCAAUCGCAAAGGUUAAGGCAAAUGUAAUCAUUGCUACACCUGGUAGUCUUUUGGACUGCAUUCGCCGGAAGCUGGUCGAAAUAUCUCUGCAUGAGCUAAAGUCGGCCGAGCUUCAUGCCUACAAGAUCGUUCACCUGUUCUUCAGAUGUAGCGGGGAGCAAGAGAAUCUUGACAUUAUUUGCAAGCUUCCUGGUGUCGUGACGAUAAGUACACUGACCAUAUUUGCCGAGAGCAGCCCUGAUGCGAAGCCUGUACAUCAUGUACUCGCAAAUCAAGGCUACGCAGUAGCAAAUUUGUUCGAUGCAGCUGACAGUGUGGAGCUGGAAGAGAUAUUGGACAAGUUCAAGACUGGGCAGGCAAAAGUUCUUAUUACACAAGGCUGCAAGACCCGGGCCUGGAUCUUCCCUCCAGCUCCAUGGUCAUCAACUAUAAUAUCCCGGAUGCCGACGCCUGUCGGUACCUUCGGCAGCGACGAGAAGGAGAUGGACGAUCUUCAGUCGGUCGCGACAUCUGAAUGCUUCGAUCUCCGUGAGCCUCCAACAUUCUCUUCAAAACUCUUAAAAGCCCAGGUCUCUUGGCAAUUCUUCACUCUCGCCUGCAAGUGCCUAACCAAUUCCGGAGUUAUGGGCGGCUCGGACGAAGAGAAGGAGAAGGAGAAAGAGCGCAAGAGGGAUAUAGUGGGAGACUUUCUGAAAAAGAACUUGAAUAAAGGUGAAAUAGCUUUGAAGCAUGCAGUGGGUCUCGGGAGUCAGCCAAAUGUCGUCCCUGUAACUGAGCCCGUUGUCGACGGACCACGUCGGCCUGUCGAGGUUGGAUGGCAUCCUGUCGGCGGAUUUGCCGGUAAGUGGUUUGCGGAAGAGACGGGAUUGGGGAAGAUGAUCACGGAGAAGAUCAACAAGUAUCCUGAUCCGACGCAGCAUUGGGCUGUUCUCGUUGGCGACUAUGCUCAUCAGCUAUGGAUGGAUGAGAACUUUGAUGUGAUCUACACGAAUGCAAAGAUCGAACGAGACGAGUGGCGGACAUUCCCAGUCGGAGAGACGCGCUUCAAUGAUGAUGCAUUAAGGCGAGCUGGCGAAUCAGUGAUCCAGAGUAUUAGAGAGAGGCAACCCACUUACAACCUCAUAACCAACAAUUGCCAGACCUACGUCCUCCAGCUCCUCGACGCCAUUAAGGUAGGCGUGAACAAAGAGUUCGGCACUACCCUGGCUGUCUACGAGAGAGUCUUUGGACCAGGCAAGAUCAAGGAUCUCUUUGAAGGCGAAGAGAAGCCAGAAGAUCAGCAACAGCACCAAGUUGAACAAGGAGGAGAACCUGGAGCCGAGCCAGGAACGCAGCAGCCAAUGCAACCAGGCAGAUCGGAUACAGUCAACCUGGCACAAGAUGUCAUGAACCAGAAUACCAACCAAUUAGACACCGAAAGGGAAAUGGAGAGACAUGAGGAUGAGAAGGAAGACAAGGAGAAGAAGAAGAAGGGAUUCCUCUCGCGGUUCAAGCGAAGUAAUAGUUAG
Fusarium verticillioides 7600 is the source of this 3576-nucleotide messenger RNA. RefSeq lists its product as hypothetical. Gene Ontology annotation, molecular function: nucleic acid binding; ATP binding; RNA helicase activity. The record is from RefSeq and is a predicted model, not a curated record. The transcript is spliced from 16 exons. Lineage: Eukaryota; Fungi; Ascomycota; Sordariomycetes; Hypocreales; Nectriaceae. The coding region runs from base 1 to 3576 and encodes 1191 amino acids.